CAUAGAUGCUUGCCCGCCACCACACAGCAGAGACGGCUCGUCAGACAUGACUCUGAACGGACGAACUGGCCGGCGCCGGUCGCCCGCUAUACGUUUGCUGUCUGCUGUACGCCCGUGUCAUAAUCCUGCAGUGACAUGACAUGAUCGCUGAGCAAACGUCCUGGCGUGUAUUACCGUACUCCCAUGUACGGAUGGCUCCAACCAGAAGUCUCUCCCCAUGCCGCGACCCCCUGCCGUACCUGGUUCAGGGCUCGCAAGACAGUAAUCCAGACGCAAAGUUCACCGCUGUGGCCCAUCAAUCUCGUCAGUUGUCCUCCGGAAAUCAUCCCACGAUUCCCAUCUUACUUGUCACCCCUUAAAAAAAACAUCCCACCAGCGUGGAUGGUGGCACACGGCAGCAUGCCGCGCCAAGAUGAUUAUCGCCGCCGGAGGGUCUCCCAAAGGGUACGCCCAUCAGCACCAGUUCGUUGCCUUCCGUGCAUGCACAUUCACGUCUGCCCAGCCGGCCUGCAACCUUUGCUCAACUCAUCGCAACUUCAUCCCUCCCUCUUGUUUCUCUUGACCACUCGUUCACCUCCAACUAGGUCUUGGCAAACCACACAGGCGUGCCGGCCAAUCUUUCCCGUUGCCAGGAUAGGGGAGUCUGACUCUGAACCUGGCUCGAGUCGGUGUGUGUGUGCGCGCGCGCGCGCUCACGCCCCAGGCUGCUUUCUUACUUCCGACCUUGCUUCUCCUCAUUUCUUCUCGUUAAUGAAAUGCCCAUACCACACUCGUCGCUGGGCCCUGGUCCGCAGCUUCGCAACCUAGCCCGUCCCAUCCACACUUCGUGCCCAACGCCAAGCCGCUGCCAAGCCAGAGGUAUCUUCAUCUUUCCUUACAAAUACAGCAUGGUCCAGCGCCUGGCUUGGUGGACUUGAAUCAAUUCCGUAUUGGAGCUGGCGGGAGCGCCUGUG
This is a messenger RNA of Colletotrichum navitas, 953 nucleotides long. RefSeq lists its product as uncharacterized. Lineage: Eukaryota; Fungi; Ascomycota; Sordariomycetes; Glomerellales; Glomerellaceae. The transcript is spliced from 2 exons. The record is from RefSeq and is a predicted model, not a curated record. The coding region runs from base 184 to 807 and encodes 207 amino acids.